Messenger RNA from Monopterus albus (swamp eel), 1685 nucleotides. RefSeq names its product lysosomal protein transmembrane 4 alpha (gene laptm4a). Bases 68 to 859 code for a protein of 263 amino acids. Gene Ontology annotation, cellular component: lysosomal membrane. The record is from RefSeq and is a predicted model, not a curated record. NCBI's taxonomy places the organism in Eukaryota, Metazoa, Chordata, Actinopteri, Synbranchiformes, Synbranchidae. The transcript is spliced from 7 exons.
GACCAACACAGUGUUUGUUUUUAUCUGCGGUGGUAGGCGUUCCUCCGUGUUCGUCCGUUGGCUUUCGAUGCGAGAAGGUUUUUAUCUUCCAUCAUCAACAGCUUUGCCAAUGUUUCUCCCUACGCUCGUGGAGGACAUGCAUCACUUUAAGCCUAGUCGAGAUAGGUUAUACACCACCAGGUGUUGUGGAUGUUGCCAUGUCCGGACGGGGACCAUCAUCCUGGGUACAUGGUACAUGGUAGUCAACCUGUUGAUGGGCAUCCUCUUGACUGUAGCUGUAACGCACCCAGAGAACGUGCCCACAAUCGACUUGCAAUAUGAGGUCAUCGACCAUUACUUUGCCUCCGACAGGAUGUCAGAGAAUGCCUGUGUUGGAUUUGCCAUCUCUCUGCUGAUGCUCACUAUCAGUGCCAUGAUGGUGUAUGGAGCCAUUACUCAUCGUGAUGGCUGGCUCAUCCCGUUUUUCUGCUACCAGCUGUUUGACUUUGCUCUGAGCUGCCUGGUGGCCAUCAGUUCUCUCACCUACCUGCCCAGGAUCAAGGAUUACCUGGACCAGCUGCCGGAUUUCCCAUACAAGGAUAACCUCCUCUCUCUGGACUCAAGCUGUCUGCUGCUGUUUGUGCUUGUUUUCUUUGCCUUCCUCAUCAUCCUCAAGGCGUACUUGAUCAACUGUGUGUGGAACUGCUAUAAGUACAUCAACAAUAGGAACAUGCCAGAGAUUGCUGUGUAUCCUGCCUUUGAGACCCCUCCCCAGGUACGCAAGCCACCUGAGACACUGAUUGAGUAUAUCCUGCCUACUUACGAGAUGGCAAUGAAGAUGCCAGAGAAGGAACCACCUCCCCCUUACAUGCCCGCUUAAGCACCAGCCCUGUUGCCAAAUCACACCCACACACGACCAUCAUAUGCAUUCCUACAUUCCCUUACUAACCUCUUCCCAGCAUCCUUACAUCCUUAUCCUCUCCCCUGACCUACUGUGUAUGUGUAAGGCCACUGAAAAUGUUUUUUCAAACCCUACCCGCUGUAUUUCUAUAGUGUUUAUAGAAGUGUGAGAGGGAAAAGAUUGAAAUCUGUGUGAAAUGAAUGAAUGAAUGUGAUAUUUGAAAAGCAAUGGAAGCUAACAGCACACAUUUCCUCUGGCCUUUUUAUGUCUUAGUGGAAUGAAUACAUGUGAAACUUAAAUGCUUGAAAUGCUCUCUUCAGUCCAGCAUCAUCCUGUCUAUAGAUUGAUAUAUGAAGUAUAAAAAAAAGUUAAGACAAUCUGUCACUUAUUAUAAUGAUUACUGUUUAACUGUGUUGCUUUUUCCUUAAUUAUUAAGAUCUAGACUACUCCAUCUCAGCCGUGAGUGGAGUCUGUAGCACUUUUUUGUCCGUUAUUUAUUUAGCUUUGCUGUGGUUCAGUUCAUUGGCGCCGCCCUUGACAUUUUCAUCAUUCUCCAAUGCUCUGAUGUGUUACCAAUGUUAGUGAAUAUUUUUCCAGCUGAGAUUAAGCGAGGGGAAGCAGAAGGCACUGAUCACAGGUCAUUUUCUCUGCUGCUUAUUUUCCACCUGACAUCUGGAGAAAACGACUAGUCUUGUGAACAUUAGUAGUUGCAUGCUUAUCUGCCCCCCUGUUACUUUACUGGUAAUAUGAUUUUUGUCCUAGUGGAAAAACAUUUGACUUCAAUAAAUGAACAUUUAAAUCUUCA